AUGCGCCCUGCGGACAAGACAGGCCUCGGCCCUUCUGCCGCCAUGGGCGCCACUGCAGAAGAGUUGACCAUCUGGCGACAGCACAUGAAUAAGAACAAGCUGCACACCCUAGCUCGGCUGAGCCGGGAUGUAUUCUUUUCAUCAAGCCAUUUGGAGAGCCCAUUCUGUGGCUUGGUGUGGCUAGAGGUCAGUUGCCUGGGAGAUGAGUAUGUCACAAAGGCCACCCUGACUGCCAGUCACCAGGUCAUAAAGGUGGACAUUGCUGGGGAAUCAGUAUGUGACAAAGAAGUCUCUAUGAUAUGGAGCCACGUUUCUGACUUUAUUCUACGACAGCUGAGGCUGCAAAAGGGGGUCUACAUACCUGCUUUUGGGACAUUUACUUUUAUGAGGCAAAAACUAGAUGCUGGGAACAGGUUUAGCUCUAUCCAGAUACCGAUCUUUAUCAUGUCAGAGAAGCUAUUGCAGCUGCAUGGACUACGACAAACUAAGAUCCACACACCUGGGGAUAUCCCCGUUGUACCACUGAAUUUUAUCAUGGUUGCCAUAGCGGGGCAUUAUAGCAGGGACACAGUCGAAGGAUGCAUUAAAGAAACUCUGCAGCUCUUAUCACGAUCAAUCUGCACACAAAAGAAAGUUGAAUUUACUUUCCAAGGAAUCGGUAUCCUUACAAUUGAAAAUGACAAAGUAAAAAUGAAAUUUUUUCAGGACUUCUUGUCUGCAGUGGAUUCAAGUGGCAAUCUGGAAAAAGGUAUUGCAAAGACACCUCAAAGUGUAAAUUCAACUUUAGCAAACAUCAAAAAUUCGAAGAGAAGUCCAAACUGUGUUCUUUCAUUCCCCAGAAUUGAAUUUGAAUUAAAAGGAAAUAAUGAAACACUGGAAAAAAUUGAACAACCUAAACUGAGGAAAUCCGUGUUAAGAAUGAAGUCAGACAAAGAUGAUGUGCAAGAAAAUAGUAGGAUUUUCAUGUCUGUAGCUGAUGUGACUUUGGUUGAAACAUAUAAGAAUGUGUUAUCUGUUCCUAUUGUAUUUUUCUCUCUUCAUUGUAUCUAUAUGACCAUUAAAGCCUCAAAGGAAAAGACUGAAAGGAAACUUAACUCUUUCUCUUAUUCUACAGUCAACUUUCUACCUAGACCUCCAGGUCAAAAACCCACUCCAGCAUCUGGAAAUAUUGCACCCGUAAUAUUGCCUACCACAGUGGAACCUAAUAAGACUGUCUUUACAAAAACAAGAACCAAAAGUGUGCCACAUCCACCCAGUCCAUCAAAGAACACCAAAACAGAACCUAAGACCUCUGAGACUACAACUUGUAGGGAUCAUGAGAAAGCAGGACAGGAACUUUGUUACGUGUGUAUGCAACGCAGGAAGGCCAACAGUGCACUGUAUUCUAAUGUCAAGUUGAAAAAAGAAGAAGAACAGGACGACCAAAUUCUACAUCAAUAUCAGAUAAUGAAAGACAAGGACACUGCAUUCAAAGACCAGUUGAGACUAAAAUCAGAAAAAGAAGAACGCAUGAGGAAUGCUGCUUAUAACCUUGGUGUCGCAGAUGCUAUAAAAUCACAGAGGAAUCCGAAAUGCCACUUUUCUAAUCCAUAUUACUUUGCGAACCGACCAGCAAGUGCUGCUAUUGUCACUGAAAAGAAAAAUGAGUAUACUAAGAACCUUCUCAAACAAAUAGAUGCCAAUAGUAAACUGGCCAAGAAAAACAAAGAAAAUCAGAAAGUCUUGGAGCAACUAGAACGGCUGCAACUCAAACAAGAGAUUGAUGAACAAAAAGAUGAACUGAAGAAACAUCAAUUUGAGGAGAGAGAAAUGUAUAAGAAAGCACUGGAAUACCAGCUGAAACACAGGCCUUCCAGACUGCCCAUCUACGAGCCCAUGGGCACCUUCACCAACUUUGGGCAGAAUGAAAAGACCCUGGAGGCUGAGAAGCGGCAGAGAAAUAUUGAAUAUAUGAAGCAGCAGGUGGAAGCCGCUCUAGGCCACAGAAGACAGCGUGUCCUCAACCAAAUAAAAAAUCUGCAGCAAGAAAAAAAAAUGCUUCAGAAAAACCAAGAAAAGCAUUUAGCAGAAAGAUGUGCAGAAGAGGAUCGAAGGAACACCAUCAAUCAACACCUGAGAAAAGAAUGGGAUAAAGAUGUUGUGCUGAAGCAUCAGCGAGAUGAAGAUGCCAAGGCCUUUGACAAGUAA
Erinaceus europaeus (western European hedgehog) is the source of this 2187-nucleotide messenger RNA. Its product is annotated as coiled-coil domain-containing protein 81-like. Bases 1 to 2187 code for a protein of 728 amino acids. Gene Ontology annotation, cellular component: centrosome. The record is from RefSeq and is a predicted model, not a curated record. NCBI's taxonomy places the organism in Eukaryota, Metazoa, Chordata, Mammalia, Eulipotyphla, Erinaceidae. The transcript is spliced from 16 exons.